Dermatophagoides pteronyssinus (European house dust mite) is the source of this 2897-nucleotide messenger RNA. RefSeq lists its product as uncharacterized. Lineage: Eukaryota; Metazoa; Arthropoda; Arachnida; Sarcoptiformes; Pyroglyphidae. The record is from RefSeq and is a predicted model, not a curated record. Gene Ontology annotation, biological process: phosphatidylinositol phosphate biosynthetic process. Gene Ontology annotation, cellular component: plasma membrane. Gene Ontology annotation, molecular function: 1-phosphatidylinositol-4-phosphate 5-kinase activity.
CCACCAUUUCCAUUAUUAUUGAAUAAUAAUGUUAAUAAUCAUAAUCAUGAUCAUCAAACAAUGACCUUUGUUGAUAAUAAUCCACGUGCAUCAUUUCAUUCAUUUCAAUCAAUGCCAUUAGCUAAUUUUGGUCGUCAUGAUGAUGAUGAUGGUGUUGGUAAUGUUUGCCGUGUUGUAUCCGAAAUAAAUGUAAAUCAUCAUCAUAUUGAUGAUCCAUUAUUUUCGGAUCAAAUUCCACCACCACCAUAUCAUUUUGAUUCAUCACAAUCAACAACAAAUCUUGAUAAUCUAAUAAUCGAUACGAAUCAAAUGAUAAAUUUUGAUUAUAUUGAUUCAACAACAUCAUCAUUAGAUUCACAAUUAUCGAAUCAACAUAAUAAACAUCUACAACAUCAACAACAGCAACAAUUACAACAAACAUCAUCAGCAUCGACAACAAUAACGGCAACAAUGUUUUCAUAUGAUAAUCGUUCAUCAACAAAUUCUUCAUCAUUAAAUCGUCAACAAUCACAUUCAACAACGGAUUUAAUUCUAAUGCAACAACAACAACAACCACCACCACCACAAUUUGAACAAUUAUUCGAUCAACAAGGUUAUCCAAUACAUAAUGAUGUUACAUUGAUAGAUAAUCAUUUAAUAAUGCCUAAAUCUAUAAUCAUACCAACAAUGCCAUCACCAUAUGAUCGUUUAAUACAUUUUCGACAACGUCAUCAACAUUUAUUAGUACCAUCACCAACAUCAUCAUUGGUACGAAGACGUUCAUUACCAUCACAACCAUCGGCCGAAUUUAUUCAUAAUCAUAAUCAAAAACAUUCACAUUAUCAAUCAUCAUUACAUGCAGAUGGUAAUGUUGGUGGUCAAUAUCAAUCAAAUUCUUCGGGUUAUGGUAUAACACCAACAUCAUCAUCAUCACCAUUACCACCAAUAUUAUCAAAAGAAAGACGUAUUGGUCAUCGACGUGUUAAUGAAGAUGGACAAGUUACAUAUAAAAAAAUUAAAUCCACACAAUUAAUGUAUUCAAUACAAUUGGGUAUUGGUUAUUCAGUUGGAUCGAUGGCAUCAAAACCUGAACGUGAUUUAUUAAUGCGUGAUUUUAUGCAAAUCGAAACCGUUCAUUUUCCAAAAUCCGGUUCACAAAUUACACCUGCACAUCAUUAUACUGAUUUUACAUUCAGUACAUAUACACCAUUUGCAUUUCGUUAUUUUCGUGAUCUAUUUCGUAUACAACCAGAUGAUUUUAUGUUAUCCAUAACAAAUGAAUCAUUACAAGAAUUAUCAAAUCCAGGUGCAUCUGGUUCAAUGUUUUUUCGUACACGUGAUGAUCAAUUUAUUAUAAAAACUGUUGAAAAAACUGAAGCAAAAUUUUUAUUAAAAUUAUUACCCGGAUAUUAUAUGAAUCUAAGUCAAAAUCCACAUACAUUAUUACCGAAAUUUUUUGGUCUUUAUUGUUAUGAAUGUAUUGGAAAAAAUAUACGAAUACUUGUUAUGAAUAAUCUUUUACCAUCAAAUAUACCUAUACAUCAAAAAUAUGAUCUUAAAGGAUCAACAUAUAAACGAAAAGCUAAUGGUGAUGAAUUGAAAAAAACAUCACCAACAUAUAAAGAUUUAGAUUUUUUAGAAUAUUAUUAUAAUGAUGAAAAUAAAGCAUUGAUAACACAUUUUUCUAAAAUGGCUGAUCUGCAAAUCAAUAUCAGUACAGCCAGUAAUAAUGGUGGAAAUAUUAUUGGCAGCGGUGGUGGUGGAAUCGGAACUACAACUGCAAAUACUAAUACUGUUGGUGGUUGUAAUGGUGGUGGUGGUAAUAUUAGUAUUUGUGGUGGUAAUGAUGAUUUAGCAAGAUCAUUUCCAACAAAAGGUGGCCUAUUACUUGAUGCACAUGUUUAUGAUGAAUUAAUUGAAACAUUACAACGUGAUUGUCGUGUAUUACAAUCAUUUGAAAUAAUGGAUUAUUCAUUAUUGAUUGGUAUACAUAAUUAUGAUCAAACAAUAAAAGAUCAACAAAAUCAAUCAAUUAAUAAUAAUAAUAAUCAAUGUAUGUUUGAUUAUGAUAAUGAUGAUGAAUUACCUGCUGGUGCAAUUCGUGCUAUGAAUCGUAAAGGUGAACGUUUAUUAUUAUUUAUGGGUAUCAUUGAUAUAUUACAAAGUUAUCGUUUAGUAAAAAAAGUUGAACAUGCAUGGAAAUCAAUUUUAUAUGAUGGUAGAACAAUUUCGGUUACAAAACCAGAUUUUUAUGCAAAAAGAUUUUUAGAUUUUAUGUGUAAAAAAGUUUUUGGUCGUUUACCCAUUGCAUUGGAUCAAACACAACAUCAUCCAUCAUCAUCAUCAUCGUCGUCAUCAUCAGCAGCAGUCGCUGCCGCCGCCGCCGCAGCAAAACCGAAUUAUUAUAAUUAUAAACGACAAAAUAGUGCAACAACAAUGCGAUAUCAACAACAACAACAGCAACAACAACGAACAUUAUCGGGAUUUCGUUCGGGUAGUCAACGAUUUGGUUAUGGUCGAUAAAAAAAAAUAUCAAUGAAAAUGAUGAUGAAAGAAUUUCCCUUGUUUUUGUUCUCAUGCAUAAUAUCUAUUGAUCAACAACAGUAUUAUUACCAUACAACCACUUUCAUAAUCAUCAUCAUUCAUUCAUUCAUUAAUGUUUCCAUAAUCAUUGAAUUUUUCUUCAUUUUAUUUUUUUUUUUUGUUCUUAAAUUUAAAUUUUUGAUGAAAAUAACAAUUGUCUGUGAUAUAAACAAACAAACAAACAAACAAUUUAUUAACAAAAAUCUUUCCACUAUUUACCAGAGAAUUUUCUGAAUUCUGUAACAAGUUUUAUUUUCUCACUUUUUUCUCUCGCUCUUGGUUUUUAAUUUAUCAGAUUUUGGCGCCAUACACCAGGAUUCAGAUUUUUUUUUUAA